This is a messenger RNA of Labrus mixtus (cuckoo wrasse), 2668 nucleotides long. RefSeq lists its product as uncharacterized. The coding region runs from base 407 to 2668 and encodes 753 amino acids. The transcript has 2 exons. The record is from RefSeq and is a predicted model, not a curated record. NCBI's taxonomy places the organism in Eukaryota, Metazoa, Chordata, Actinopteri, Labriformes, Labridae.
UCUGAGCGUAGACAUUCGAUCGGUUCCAAAGUUUCCUGAUCCUGAAACUUUUUUCCGAUUUGUUUCCUUGCUCCGGUGCUUUUAGAUUCCUGUACGUUUGAGUAUGCAAAGAGAGAGCGAGCACAUGGUGAUCAAGUGACCAUGUCGGGCUCUCGGACGAGAUAAUGGAGGAGUUGUUUUGAAGGGGCGGACUGCCUGAGGGGUCACAAUCAGAAUCGGGUUUGGACGAGUACGUUUACACCUCUAAGGAAUGUGGGGUAAAUCAGUAAAAAGUUAUAAAACAGCAGCACUACUACUGUCAAGAAACUUAAAGCUCCUGUGAGGAACUUUCUAUUAACGUUGACUUUGGCGCCCCCUGUGGACAAACCUCUAAUCUCUGCUGAGUUUGUCCUGAAGUAGUACCAGGAUGGGACAGAACCAGGACAAACUGGGCGAGGGAGAACCGGCUCAGAGUGAAGGACUGGAGGAGGCAAGGCCAAGCCCGGAGUCUGGAGAUGCAGGCAGUCAUACAGGUGAUGUCAUGGAAGGAGGAAGCUCCUGUGAGGUGGAGGAGGAAGAGGAGGAGGAGGAGGAGGCUGGUAGCAACAGGAAAAAUUCAGGAGAGCCAGACGCUCAGGAUCUGGAAGGGAGCCCCGGCCAGGAGCCAACAACACCUUCUAGUGAGAAGCACAUAAAUCCGCUGGUUAGUCCUUUCGCUGCAAGGGAGGUGAGACAGGGAGGGGCAGCAGGAAAGGAGGAAGGAGGAGGAGGAGGAGGAGGCAGGACCGUGCCACUGGUUCCACAGGAGACGCACAAGAACCUAGAGAGCAGUGAGAGGACCGAGGAGAGAGCCAACACGCACAAGCCCUUCAACAGAGUGAAGAGAGAGAAGAAGAAGAAAGAGGAGGAGCCUCAGAAGUCCUCAGAAGUCACGAUGGAGAAUCACGAAGGAGGAACCAUCGCACAUGAGGAGGAGCGAGGUGAAAACUUCUCAGCCGGUGUUUCAGAGGAAAGGUACGGCAACACUGCAAAGGUGAAGAUGGGCAGAUUUGGAGCUCAUGCAGGAAGUGAUCUGUUACCGUCGGUUCAUCGUCAUGAGAAGGACGCCAUGAUGGAUGAAGAUAUCAAACUCUGUGCACGAACAGUGGGCCUCUUGAGUGAGAGGAAGGAACCGCCUUCAGCUCAAUCCCAACAUCCUUUGGAAAACAGCGUGCAGAAAGAGUCUUUAUUAGACAUGAGUGAUACCAUUCACUGUGGAGCUCCAACAGGGAAAACAGAGGAUAAUACAAAAGAGGAAACGGCAAUGUGUGAGGUGGAGCCAAGUUUGAAUGACUCCUCUUCGACUGAAGCAAAGAUCACUGGGGAUCAAAGGGAGUCUGCGAGGCCUUAUGUGGUGAAUUACACAAUUGAAGACAGCACAAAUCAAAUGAUUGAAUCAUCAAAUCCAGAAGUGCCCGCUGAACCCGGCUCUAUUUUGGAGAAGCUGCUGAAGAGAAACAGAAAGGAGGUAAUCCCGGAUCUCUCAGAGAUGAAAGAGGUUGAUGUAACGGACAAGAAGAAUAUGAAUGAGGCUGCAAGGCAUUACAUUUACAGCGCAGCCACAGAGCCCUCCUCAGAUCAAAUCUACAAGUCAGAUGUAGGCACACGUUCGUCAGCAGGUGACAUGGAAAGCCUCGCGGAAAAAGAUCUUCACAUAAAGGAACUGGAUUUGAAUCAGACGGAUGCCGAUGAGAGGACGUCCUCAGAUGUUCUUUGUUUUCAGCCAUCAGUGAUCAGUAACGCUCCGUGUGAGAGCUCACACGUAAAGUCACGACAUUCAAAAGCUCAUUGUCUGAAGUCAGAGAAAAAGAUCACCUCCGUUCACGCUAAACCUGAGGAGAAGGUGGAGGAGGUAAGCCCCUCUGAGAACCUGCCUUCAGAUCGCUCACUAUCAGCUGUCUCACAUGAAGAAGCGUCAUGUGAGGCGGGGGGUGUGACAUCUGAGGAAUCUGCACCUUUCUCAAUGUCUGAGGAAAAGUCUCCCCCCACAAAAAGGGAUGACUCAAGCCAUUUAUUUACCUCUCAGAAGACUGACAACAGCACUGUAGGCCCACCUCUGCAAAUAAAGAGUGACAGCGACAGCAAGGCUGAUCCACAGUCGUCUGACUCUGCGAGCUCACAGGAUCAAUGUGUGAGGAAGAGGGAGGUAAAGAACUCCACUGAGGACAAGACACAAGCUGUGGAGACCGGUUCAGUUUAUGUUGAAGCUGUCGCAGGCGCCUCAGAGGAAAGCAAUCAGCUCACAGCAGACAUGAAGCAGGAUCUUCAUACAACACUUAACUCAGAAAACAUUAUGCCAGAACAACCAGAUAGCAAACCUGGUGAAGAGAGAGGAGACACGGUCGUAAGGAGAGAUAAUUCCCAACGCACUUCCAGAUCUAGGCCGGUCUCCGAUCUCAUAAAGGAGUCUAUUCAGCUGCACGAGAAGCUGCAGCACCAGGAGCGACCCAAACCAGCCGAAGUGAAGUGUGAUGAGCAGGGCCAGUCGGUGAAGGUGGCUCAGAUGAAGGCCGCCUUCGACACAGCUCAGAAAUCCCCGGAGAAGGGAGUCGAGAGGAAGCCAUCGAUCAGAAAAGGUAAGAGUGAUAUCUGCUGUAAGAUUGUCAAAAUGCUCGAUACUUUGAUACUUUCCCAAUACAUCGUGUUUUAA